CAGAAGUCCACACCCACUCUUGCUGCGUUAUGUUCUUACUGCACUCUUUGAUUGCAGGAAGAAGUCAACCAGUCUCCUUGAUAACUAUCAGUAUGAUGAACCUCUCAUCGUCCACAGAGCCCGCCACCAAAAACUUAAUGGAUCCCCUGUCUUCUGUGGGCCAGACGAUCUCAGCCACCUUCCUGGGCCUGGCCUUCCUGCUGGGUGCCCCGGGAAACCUGCUGGUCAUAUGGAUCAUCUGGAGGCAUGUUAAGCCCCGCACCCACACCAUCCUGCUCAUCCUCCACCUGGCUGCCGCCGAUCUGCUGGUCCUCAUCACCCUGCCCCUGUGGAUCUACUCCCUGGUCUACUCCUGGGUAUUCGGAGAGGUCUUCUGCCAGACGGUUGUGUAUGUGAUCCACGUGUGCAUGUACAGCAGUAUCUUCCUCAUCACACUCAUGAGCAUUGAGCGCUUUGUGGCAGUCCGCUACCCAUUCGUCAUUCAGUUCUCCAGAACCCAGAACGUUCUGGACGUCAGCCUGAUCGCCACCUGGGUCCUGGCGCUGCUCCUGGGGGUACCUGCUAUCCUGACCCAGGAGGUGUCGGAGGGGGUAGGGGGCGCGCAGUGCCUCUUCAGGAAUUUCAGCUCUGUGGCUCAAGAGAGAACAAUUAUUUCUCUUGAGACCAUUGCAGGAUUUGUGGUGCCCUUCACAAUCAUGUCUAUCUGCUACUGUCUGGUCGCCAGCCAGCUCAGAGAAAGUAAAUUCCAGGACAAAAGGAAGGUGAUGCUGCUGAUAGCCAGCUUGGUGUUAGCAUUCACCUUGUGCUGGCUGCCUCACCACAUCAACAACAUCAUUCAGCUGGUGUGUAUCCAGAGUAUGGACAGCUCAUGUGGCUCUGACAGUUUAACCCUUAUCGCCGGUGCUCUGGUGUUCGUGAGCAGUUCGGUGAACCCUGUGUUGUAUGCCUUCGCUGCCCGGAGAUCCAAAGUACGCAUCAGAGGGCUUAAAAUCGUCAGAUUCUUUCAGGAAGUGGCCACACACACCAAAGCUUUUCGGGGAACUAGUGCUAAAGAAGCAGACAGUGAAUGUGAAUCCACAGACAGAGAGCAACCGUUGUCUCACACAUUCAAUUUAAGAGACGUGUGAAAUUGUUAUUCUGUCAUCAUAAUUUGAUUAUUUAUUAAUCAUUGAAUAGGUGAUUAAGGAAUAUGUUGGUUUGGAACGUUGGAAUAUAUCAUGACUUUUAAAUUGUUUCACUAUUUUUACUGUUAUUUAAGUUGCAUAAUAUAUAUUUGAUACAAUACAACAUAAAAGAGGACUUUAAAAGUAUAGCAUUUCAAUAUUUGUGAGUGUUUAAACUGUGAAAAUGUGGAAUAUGAUGACCAAUGUGUGAUAAUUUGAUCCAAUUAUUUCAUUUCUUGAAUUAACAUGAAUUUGUGAUACUUUUUUGUGGUGAUUAGGAUCUAGAUAGAUAUAAAUUUUUAUGCAGUUACUUGUUAAUAUGUAUAGUUGUGGAUAAACAUUGUUCGAAAAUAACAUCAAAUAUUUUCCAUUAAUAUCUUGUAAGGGUAAUAAUACUGCAUCCAAUUAACUGUCUCAACUCUCAUGAAGUCAGAGUUGUUACGAUUGGUAGGAUUGUGUAACCUCAAUUGAAAUGAAAAACACAGAUGAUCUGUAUUUCCUCUGUGCCAUAUACUAUAGUAACCAUGCCACAUAACAUGUUUCUGUAAGAGCCAAGUUCAUUUUUGUUGAGGGGAGAAAAAGAAGGAACUGGUGUACCUUCAAGAGAUUUUGACUUUUUCAAAAAGUAUUUUAUUCCUUUCUGGAAUGUGUUACUCCCCCUAAUAUUGUGUGUUGUAAAUACCCAAUGUCUUACGACACCCAUUACCAUCAGCUGUAACUGGGCGUGUAUUCUCAAAUAAAUAACUACGUAGAAAAAACCUUGCUUUUGUAAUUUUCCAGCUUUAAAUUAACCAGAAGA
Gadus chalcogrammus (walleye pollock) is the source of this 1962-nucleotide messenger RNA. Its product is annotated as leukotriene B4 receptor 1-like. Gene Ontology annotation, molecular function: G protein-coupled receptor activity. The coding region runs from base 30 to 1127 and encodes 365 amino acids. Gene Ontology annotation, biological process: G protein-coupled receptor signaling pathway. The transcript has a single exon. Lineage: Eukaryota; Metazoa; Chordata; Actinopteri; Gadiformes; Gadidae. The record is from RefSeq and is a predicted model, not a curated record. Gene Ontology annotation, cellular component: membrane.